AAACAACAGAACGAAAUGGAGAUAAACUUUGAAAAAUUAAUUGACGAAAUAUUUUUACGCCCAGCGCUAUGGGAUCAAAAGACCAAGAUCUAUCAUAAUAGAAUCUUUGUGGAAAAAAAUUGGACAGAGAUGGAAAACAUAUUUGAAACAGAAAAAGGCUGUUUAAAAAAAAAAUGGAAGAACAUCCGCGACCAGUUCCGAAGCGAAUGGAAAAAAAAUCCUAAUACCAAAUCUGGAGACCCUGGAAUUUCGGAGGAGGCUUACAGCCAUUACACUUCUUGGCCUCAUUUCACCAGUUUGUUUUUUUUAAAAGACCAGAUGAAACCGCGCAAUGUUUUGACGCUUCAUCACAAUUUACCUUCGAGGAAGCUUCACCGGGAUUUUCAUCAGAAGUGUCUCUAGAUGAGACCAUCUGUGAGGAAAUUUGAGAGCUUUGUGAUGAUCAACCAAUUUCUCCACCAAAAAAAAAAAAACAAAAGAAGGUGACUGCAGCGGAGGAAUUGGUUGCUAUUGAACAACAAAAGUUGCUGUUGCUCGAAAAAAAACAAAUGGCAAAAAAGAGAAAGACGACGACGAGGCAUUUUUUGACAGCCUACUACCAUACUUGCGGAAAAUGGAUCCGAAAAAAAAAUUAUUAUGCCGAAUGGAUAUUCAAAAAACAAUUUUUUAUUUUUCUUUUGACGAUAUUUCCGAUACCGACAAACUAUAAUACACAAUAAAUAUAUUAAAAA
This is a messenger RNA of Drosophila yakuba, 731 nucleotides long. RefSeq lists its product as uncharacterized. Gene Ontology annotation, biological process: regulation of transcription by RNA polymerase II. Bases 16 to 402 code for a protein of 128 amino acids. The transcript is spliced from 2 exons. The record is from RefSeq and is a predicted model, not a curated record. NCBI's taxonomy places the organism in Eukaryota, Metazoa, Arthropoda, Insecta, Diptera, Drosophilidae. Gene Ontology annotation, cellular component: transcription regulator complex; nucleus.